Molecule: messenger RNA, 2861 nt
Organism: Diachasma alloeum
Lineage: Eukaryota; Metazoa; Arthropoda; Insecta; Hymenoptera; Braconidae
Exons: 3
Coding region: 647-2089 (480 amino acids)
Source: RefSeq, a predicted model, not a curated record
CGUUUUUUUCCACUCACUCUUCUAAAUCUCCCAUUUCCUUCUUUUUUUUUCACCUCACUCUGCUCAGCAGCGACAGUAACUCUCACGCGAUACUACGGUAUCAUGAUCACCCACACCAAAUAAAUUCAACAAAAACACAGUGUUGAUCGGCUGCAUGUGAAAGCGACCAGCUUCACCAACACAUGCAUUUCCAACGAAAGACUACCUGAUGGAUAUAUCCCCGUCUUACAAUUUCCCUUGGAUAUCUACGGGUAAGACUGAGGUGGGAGGGAUAUACACUUAGAAAUACAUCCAGUGGUGUAGUGAAAUCACGUGGGCUACACCAACCGCGAAGGAUGUUUGCGGGAUUGCGCCGAGUUACUUAGUCUCCCGUUGGUCUUACAAUCGGUGACUCAAUAACGUAAAAAUAAAGUGGAGUAUAGAAGAAAGAGAGAAAAAAAACAAUUAAUGGGACAUAUUAUUGUUAAAUUAUCAAAGUUAUCUGGCCUUUAGUUUUUCAUUCCCUGCUUAGACUUGGAGCGAUGUUGCUUUUGUCCUCAAGUGUCUCAUCUUACCAAUGAUGUAAUUACGAUGUGUUUGUGCGUCCAUAUUUGAUGAACUCGGUUGUGAAAUCUGCUUCACCAUUAGAUAGACAAAAUAAUUAGCAAUGCAGCUCGCAGCGACUCACAGAGCCCAUCCACCCCCUCCUGUGCCUCCCCGACCAAGCAAACAAGUGGUUGCAGAGGCCCUAAAAUGCAAUCCAAGGCCACCCUGUCCCACCCGCCAAGCACCACCUCCACCCAACACAAAACCCUGGAGACCUGGUGAGAAAUUAUGCGCUCCAGCAUCAGUUGGUCGUACUGUUAUUUACCAAUCAUCAAAAAUAACAAACCAUCAGACAAUAAAGAGCAGUGAGCGCGUCACGAAUGACCCGGAGAAAAGGCAGGAAUGUCGCAGCAGUAGUGAAAGGAAUGACAGGCGGCACCAGCAGCAGCAGCAACAACAACAACAACAACAACCAACUGAACUGAUCGUAAAGAGCAGUGAAAAUAUUGCCGAGUUUACGAACGAGAUAGAAUCUCAGGGCAACAGUUUGGAUAUUAUUAUUACAAACCGGAAGGAUGUAGUUCAAGGUACUGAGAUUAUUCACACGGAGGGUAACAGGCAGGUGUGUGAAACUGUUAAUAAUACCAUUGGCACAGACAGUGUUAAGGAAAUAACUCGCAAAGGAGAUUCGUUGAUUAAGACAAAAGUACAAGUUACCAACGAUGAUAAUGUUAUUGAUGAUGUCAACAACCAUGAAUUAGCACAUUUAUUAUUACCGAUUAAAAAAACCACAUCUCAGGAUUGUGCUACAAUUGUUGUGAUCGAGGAACCUGAGCCUAAUAAAAUUACAAUCAAUGAUGAUAAUAAAGACAAUAUACAGCAUCAGGAUUGGCUGGAGGCUGGUGUCCGUUAUUCUUCCACCAAGAUUACACUACCGGCUGAUGAUACAAUCAAUGAUCGGGCAGAUGAAUGUGCUAUUGAGGGAGAUGACAAUGAAAACCAGAAGAGGAUGAAAUUUAACCUCGAUUUUUCCAGCAUACGUGAGAGAAUAGCCAUGUCUUCACUGCAGGGUUUACCGCCACUACCGAGGAGUCUCAGUGGUUUCAAUUUGAGUGAGGUGAGGAGGGACAAUGAGCCACCACCACCACCGCCGACAAGAUCAUCAAGUAAAACCUCAAAAGGUAACAAGCCACCACAACAGUCGGGCUCCAGACCAUCGCCACCGAGUAGACAACUCACCACUCUUGACACUCAACUUGCUAUUCUAAGAAAAGAAAUGUUUGGAUUACGUCAGCUGGAUUUGUCCCUGUUGUCGCAAUUGUGGUCACUGAAUGAAUCAAUCCAGGAGUUUCGUCAACUUCUACAAGAGCAAGAGGAUCGGGCACCCUCGUCGUCACCGAGCAGUGAGGAUGGAGAAGACAGUGGCUAUCAUAGGCACCCUCCUCCUCCCCCGAGAAGACCAGCACCUCUUCUCCAUCACCACAGACCACCUCGACCACCGAGACCACUGAGACCGCCACCUAGUGAUGAAUCACCAUCCAGCGAGGAAUAUGGAGCAGUUUGACGUACUUUAGCAAAUAUCACUACAAGGACCUUUGACAAUUUAUAUUGUGUUUCCUUCCUCUCGAAUCCGUGUCACAGCAGCCUUAAUGCCUUUUUCAUUAACCUUCUGUCUGGCAUAUGAACAUUUUUCUAUGGAUCAAUGUGUCCAAUUAUUGUCAAUAGUGAGAAUUAUCGAGGGAAAAUGUUUUUUUCUCUUUUUUAUUUCAAAAUUUUCAGGUUAAAAGAUAAAGAGUAUCCAGGAACAUACGGGAUAUAUCAAUUUUCGUGAAUGGUAUAUGAACGAAAAGUAAGAAUUGUCUCGCAUCUGAUUAAUAAUUAUUUUUACUUACAUAAGAAAAUGACAAAUGAAACUAAACUAUUUUAAAAAAUGCUAUGUCAGGCGAAAGGCUAAAUGUUGUUAAUUAAUUAAUGAAACCGUGUUAUGCAAUUAGCAAACACUGAUCUCAAUCCGUCGCCAGGAAAUGUCGAAAAUUAAUAAUAAAUUAAAAAUUUCCCUUAUAUUUGUGUUUCAAAAGAGAACUGAAUUCUAAAAAGUAUUUCCCCCUAUACUAAUAAUCUAUUAUUUUUAGUCUUAAAUUUUAUAAUUUAUUUGAAGUGAAUGCUGUUACGUAUGCUUCAGACACGUGUGAUUUUUCUAUGAUGAUGUAUGAUAUUUGAAUGAAAUUGUAAAGUCCAUGGCGAUACAUGUCGUCUGUAUAUUUUCAAUUUGAAGUAAAUCAUUAUCAAUAUGAGUGGUAAUGAAUUUUCAAUAAAGAGAAUUUUUUAAUCCACAA